Spodoptera frugiperda (fall armyworm) is the source of this 2336-nucleotide messenger RNA. RefSeq names its product parafibromin (gene hyx). The transcript is spliced from 13 exons. The record is from RefSeq and is a predicted model, not a curated record. Gene Ontology annotation, biological process: transcription elongation by RNA polymerase II; positive regulation of transcription elongation by RNA polymerase II. Bases 157 to 1953 code for a protein of 598 amino acids. Gene Ontology annotation, cellular component: Cdc73/Paf1 complex. Gene Ontology annotation, molecular function: RNA polymerase II complex binding. NCBI's taxonomy places the organism in Eukaryota, Metazoa, Arthropoda, Insecta, Lepidoptera, Noctuidae.
UGGUUUUGUGUUGAUGUGUAUUGCGAUUGUGAAUUUGUGAUAAACAGAUAAAUGUUUUAGAAUAUUUAGUUUCCAAAAUUUUAUUUCACGAAUGUUUAACCUUUUUUUAUAAUUUAACUGUAAAUCGCACUUGUGUUGUAGCAGCAAUAAAUAAGCAUGUAUUCAUCGGAGGCUAUGUCAAUACAGAAUAUUGCCGCCUUCAAAGCAAAACGUUUGGCACAGGAGAGGGCUACAAUCAAGAGCAACAACAACUCCGAUGGGCUGGCCGUCAUUGGAUCAGACUUUCAACCCACCCUUGAUUAUGACAUAGACCCGUUGAGUUUACUUCGACAUUACAACAUAAACAAAAAAGAAAUAAUUGAACGAGAUAACCAAAUUAUAUUUGGUGAAUUCUCUUGGCCCAAAAAUAUUAAAACAAACUAUCUUAUGUUUGGGUCUGGAAAGGAAGGCGCUGAUAAAAAAUAUUAUACAUUGGAAAGUCUCGUAUUCAUUCUCAAGUAUAUACGAUUGACCCAUCCAAUUUAUGUUAGACAAGCAGUUGCUGCAAACAUACCGGCUGUGCUUUGUCCAGAUCGUGAUGAAUUGUUGGCAUACUUGAAUGGUGAAACUGCAACUUGUGCAUCAAUAGAUAAAAGUGCUCCUCUAGAAAUACCAACCCAGGUAAAACAUAUUCAUGAUCAUGAGGGUGGUGAAUCUGCAGUAAAGAAGCCUCAUAUCGAGGAAAUCCAUGUGCAGAAGGUACAAAAACAAGUUGCAGCUAGACUUGAUACUUCGAAGGCGGCAUCCGUCACAGUUGACAAUAUGAAGUCUUUAUCGGAGGCUAUGUCAGUGGAGAAAAUUGCCGCCAUCAAAGCAAAACGUUUGGCAAAGAAGAGGACUACAAUCAAGAGCAACGACUACUCUGAUACUCUGGGAGUCGUCGGAUCGGACUUUCGAGCCAUCCUUGACUAUGAUGUAGAUUUAACCAAGGAUAUUAUGAGUCGGGAGAGACAGUGGCGCACAAGAACGACAGUAUUACAAAGUAACGGAAAGGUGUUUGCGAAGAGUAUUCUAGCUCUGUUGGGCAGCAUUCGAGCGCGGGAAGAGGGUCGACCAGGAGCACCACGGCCGCAGCCAAUUGUCAUGCCACAGCCCACAUCAUUACCGCAACAGCAAACACAGUACAACAGAUACGAUCAGGAAAGGUUUAUUAGGCAAAAAGAAGAAACGGAAGGGUUCAAAAUCGACACCAUGGGUACCUAUCACGGUAUGACACUGAAGUCAGUAACAGAGGGACCAAGUGUACCGGCCGCUGCGCGCGCGCCUCAAACGCCGAGCCAUCCUAGGCAAAUGCCACAAAACGGCUCGAUGGGCGGGAGUACGCCGGGGCGGCGGGAACUGCUACCAGUGGCGGCGGCGCGGCCUCCUGCCGGCGCGGGCGGCAAGCGGCCUUCGCGAACACCCAUCAUCAUCAUCCCCGCAGCCACCACCUCACUCAUAUCCAUGUACAAUGUUAAGGACACGCUGCAGGAUCUUAAAUUCGUCACUGUGGAACAGAAGAAAGCUGAAGGAGCGGCUCGUGAAAAUGAAGUAUUGUUGCAGAGAAGAAAAGGACCCACAGGGGAUGUACCAAACAACGCGACUACUAUUACGGUACCUUACCGCGUCGUGGACAACCCGGGCAGACUAUCGGCCGCGGAGUGGGACAGAGUUGUCGCAGUAUUCGUGCAGGGACCAGCCUGGCAGUUCAAGGGGUGGCCUUGGGAUGGCAAUCCUGUUCAGAUAUUUGCUAAUAUUUGCGCAUUUCACUUGAAGUACGAUGAAAUGAAGUUAGACGCGAACGUUGCUCGCUGGGCCGUCACUGUACUAAACUUAAGUCGCACCAAGCGGCAUCUUGACCGCGCCGUCCUACUCGGAUUUUGGGAGACACUUGACAAGCACAUGAUGAAGAAUAAGCCGCACCUUAGGUUCUAAAUCAGAAAUAUAUCUAAUAGUAUAUUAUAUAAUGCCAUGUGAAUAUCAGAAAGCCUUGAAAGCAAAGCGAAUCUAAGUCAAUUCAUACCAUUUUAGAAAUAUUUUGGCUAUUUUGCAGUGAACUGAUAUUAUUAUAUUGUAGUACAGAAGAAUCCGUUUAUUAUGACUCCGCCUAUAUUGACCAACCGGUUAUUAUAACGUAAUUGCAUGACGAAGUUUGGUUUUCAUAUAAAAUUCUUUAUAAAAAAGUCGGAUAUAAUGACUUCCCUUACAGUGACAUGCCGCUUUAUAUGACCCAUUUUUAAUAAAUUAUGUCCGGUUAUAAUGACCGGCACGAUUCUUUACCUUCAAUAAUGUUCGUUAAUUCCCGACGACGUUCGGCA